GGCUUUGCUCUCAGUGGGUGGUUCAUUGUUCACUGGUGUUUACAUCGAGACACGGAGAAGUUUCUGAUAAGCAACAUGUCUGCCUCCAUAGUGAGAGCUACUGUAAAGGCGGUUAGCAGGCGAAAGAUUUUAUCAACGAGAGCUGCUUUGACGCUGACACCUUCAGCUGUAAAUAGAAUCAAGCUGCUGUUACAGAAUAAGCCCGAAUAUAUUGGACUCAAAGUUGGUGUACGGACCAGAGGAUGCAAUGGCCUCACUUACACACUCGACUAUACCAAGGAUAAGGAAAAAUCAGAUGAAGAGGUGGUACAGGACGGUGUGAGAAUUUUCAUUGAGAAGAAGGCUCAGUUGACCUUGUUGGGCACAGAGAUGGAUUUUGUCGAAACAAAACUCUCCAGCGAGUUUGUCUUUAACAACCCCAACAUCAAGGGAACAUGUGGUUGUGGGGAGAGCUUCAACAUUUAAACAACUUCCAGUCAUGUGUACUUUGCAGUAUACAUCACACACUCCCAUUCCCCGGUCAGAGACAAAGAACCACCACUUGUGGAGUUAAAGACUCAGACGUGAGAGAUGGAUGCAUUGGAGCUCAGCUCCCUGCGCUGCAACCAACUGAAAAUGAUCUUCACCACCACUGUUUAGUGAUUCGCAUUCAACUCAGUUUGUGUUUUCUUUAACUUAGAAUAUAAUGUAAAAGCUAAAUGAUGUACAAUAUGGGUCAGUAUUUAUUUUACAGAAAAUGAGGAAUGUUGGUAUGCAUUCGUUAUUCAGUUUUAGAAAUUUUUCUUGAUAUGUGUGAUGCUGAUUUCCCGGCUAAUAUGCCAGUAUGCUCAUAUGUCCUCAUUAUAAAAUAGAGCAUAGGGUGUGUGUGUGUGUGUUAGCGAGAAAGAGCGAGAACUCUUCCACUAAAGUUAUGCCAUGUUUUUGCAUUUGUUUGUUUUAUAAUCCAGUCAAUGUAUUUCACUGAACAUUGAUGCUAUGAAGUAGAACUUGUUGCAAAUGUCAAGCUGCACGCUCACUUAAAACUGCUCAGCAUAGCAUCUGGAACAUCCCUGUAUCGAGAGAGGAUGGGGUACAUUUAUUAGAAGCAGACGUGUGAGAAAUCAGCUAUUAAUUAUAAAGUGUAAGACUCAGGUGUUGAGUAUUGACGACUUUAAUAAAGUGUCCUUGAUGCUGAUCGAUCUAUAAAAUCUAGGGGGGAGGGGGAGUAAUAAACCUGUCUUUUAACGCACAAUAAAGCUCAUAUACGUAAAAAUA
Pangasianodon hypophthalmus (striped catfish) is the source of this 1254-nucleotide messenger RNA. It is a transcript of the gene isca1, whose product is annotated as iron-sulfur cluster assembly 1. Gene Ontology annotation, biological process: iron-sulfur cluster assembly. The transcript is spliced from 4 exons. Gene Ontology annotation, cellular component: cytoplasm; mitochondrion. The record is from RefSeq and is a predicted model, not a curated record. Lineage: Eukaryota; Metazoa; Chordata; Actinopteri; Siluriformes; Pangasiidae. Gene Ontology annotation, molecular function: 2 iron, 2 sulfur cluster binding. The coding region runs from base 76 to 465 and encodes 129 amino acids.